This is a messenger RNA of Lactuca sativa (garden lettuce), 333 nucleotides long. Its product is annotated as protein RALF-like 24. Gene Ontology annotation, cellular component: plasmodesma. Gene Ontology annotation, biological process: calcium-mediated signaling. Lineage: Eukaryota; Viridiplantae; Streptophyta; Magnoliopsida; Asterales; Asteraceae. The record is from RefSeq and is a predicted model, not a curated record.
AUGAAAGUCCUCUUUUUUGUACUUUUUUCAUCAAUCUUGUUGAUCAAAAUCUCAUCUCGGGUUUCAAGUUUAAACCCUGAUUCAGUGAUAAAGGAUGAUCUUGAUACAAUAGCAGAAGAUGAGAUGAUGAUGGAGUCUGAGGCCAGUAGGAGGCUGUUGCUGAUGGGGAGGAGGUAUAUAAGUUAUGAGACAUUGAGGAGGGAUGUGAUACCUUGUGGUACACCUGGUGCUUCAUAUUACAACUGUAAAGGGAAUGGAAAUGGGGUUGCAAAUCCUUACAACAGAGGAUGUGAAAUCAUCACAAUGUGUGCUAGAGAUGCUAUAAAUACAUAA